Molecule: messenger RNA, 1889 nt
Organism: Telopea speciosissima
Lineage: Eukaryota; Viridiplantae; Streptophyta; Magnoliopsida; Proteales; Proteaceae
Product: ABC transporter F family member 1-like
Exons: 6
Coding region: 25-1824 (599 amino acids)
Molecular function (GO): ATP hydrolysis activity; ATP binding
Source: RefSeq, a predicted model, not a curated record
AGAAGAACGUGUUCUUGAGGAAACAUGGUUUCGGACGCGAGUAAGAAGAAGGUAGCCCAAAAGAAGGCUGCUGCAGCUGCCAAGAGAGGAGGAAAAGCUGCUGGAUCAUCGAAGGCUGCUGCUGCUUCAGAUGCCCAGAAUGGUGGGGGAGUCGACAAGUUAACCAAUGGAGUCGGGUCCCUUGAGAUAUCCGAUCGGACAUGCACUGGUGUGCUCUGUUCUCAUCCCCUGUCUAGAGAUAUUCGUAUAGAGUCAUUAUCAGUUACCUUCCAUGGUCAUGAUCUCAUUGUGGAUUCUGAGCUGGAACUUAAUUUUGGCAGGCGCUAUGGAUUACUUGGACUGAACGGAUGUGGGAAAUCUACCCUCCUUGCAGCAAUAGGGAACCGAGAGCUUCCUAUUCCAGAACACAUGGAUAUCUAUCACCUCACUAGGGAGAUUGAAGCUUCUGACAUGACUGCUUUGGAUGCUGUAAUAAGCUGUGAUGAGGAGAGGCUGAAAUUGGAAAAAGAAGCUGAAGCCCUUGCAGCAGAGGAAGGAGGUGGUGGAGAGACUUUGGAGCGCAUUUAUGAGCGUUUGGAAGCCUUGGAUACAUCAACUGCAGAGAAACGUGCUGCUGAGAUUUUGUAUGGUCUUGGUUUCAAUAAAAAUAUGCAAGCUAAGAAAACUCGAGAUUUCUCAGGUGGCUGGAGAAUGAGGAUCGGUUUAGCACGGGCUCUGUUCAUGAACCCAACUAUCCUUUUGCUUGAUGAACCCACAAACCAUCUAGAUUUAGAGGCUUGUGUUUGGUUGGAAGAGACAUUGAAAAAUUUUGAACGCAUCUUGGUUGUGGUUUCACACUCCCAGGACUUCCUGAAUGGUGUCUGCACAAACAUCAUCCAUAUGCAGAACAAGAAGCUGAAGAUCUAUACUGGUAAUUAUGACCAGUAUGUUCAGACUCGUUCGGAACUUGAGGAGAACCAGAUGAAGCAAUACAAGUGGGAGCAGGAACAGAUUUCAUCAAUGAAAGAGUACAUUGCUCGGUUUGGGCAUGGAUCUGCUAAGCUGGCACGGCAAGCACAGAGCAAAGAGAAGACACUGGCAAAGAUGGAGCGGGGUGGUCUCACAGAAAAGGUGGCAAGGGACCAGGUGUUGGUAUUCCGUUUUACUGAUGUAGGGAAGCUACCUCCACCGGUGCUCCAGUUUGUGGAGGUUACCUUCGGUUACACACCUGACAAUCUGAUCUACAAGAACCUUGACUUCGGGGUGGAUCUUGAUUCAAGGAUAGCUCUGGUGGGACCGAAUGGGGCUGGUAAGAGCACAUUGUUGAAGCUGAUGACGGGGGAGUUGGUUCCCCUUGAUGGCAUGGUCAGGCGGCACAACCACCUGAAGAUUGCGCAGUUCCAUCAGCACUUGACGGAGAAGCUGGACUUGGAGAUGUCUGCUCUACAGUACAUGAUAAAGGAAUAUCCAGGCAACGAGGAAGAGAAGAUGAGAGCAAUUAUUGGUAGGUUUGGGCUGACGGGGAAAGCGCAGGUGAUGCCAAUGAAGAAUUUGUCGGAUGGCCAGAGGAGUCGGGUGAUAUUUGCAUGGUUGGCGUGGAGACAGCCACACAUGCUGUUGCUGGAUGAGCCAACCAAUCAUUUGGAUAUUGAGACGAUCGACUCACUGGCGGAGGCACUGAACGAGUGGGAUGGGGGUAUGGUUCUGGUCAGCCAUGACUUCAGGCUUAUCAACCAGGUAGCAGAAGAGAUAUGGGUAUGUGAGAACCAGGCUGUGACCAGAUGGGAAGGUGAUAUCAUGGCCUUUAAGGAGCACCUCAGGAGGAAGGCUGGUCUAUCUGAUUGAGAGAGGUAGGGGAAUAGGCUCUUGGGGAUGACAUUGCCUUGACAUACUAGUACAUAUAAAUAUGG